GUGAAGGGAAAAUGAUAGUGGUUGUUGUCCUUACAGUUAACUGUUGCUCCUGCUUCCUUAUGAGUCCCCUUUUCUUUCCACAACUACCCUUUCUUUCCCACACACAUUCUCUCCACCUUUAACUAUCUCACCACUUUCUCUCUCUAACACUAUCAGACUCUCUCUCUCUCUACUCAUCUUCUUCUUCUUCUCUGUUGCUGCUGAAUCUGCAAAUUGAUCCUUGUUAAGCUGCUUCCACCAUGGAAGCAGGGGAAAAUUGCUGCGUCAAGGUUGCGGUUCAUGUGCGACCACUCAUCGCCGACGAGAAGCUUCAAGGCUGCAAAGAUUGCGUAACCGUCGUCGCCGGGAAGCCUCAGGUACAAAUUGGCGCACACUCGUUUACAUUUGAUCAUGUUUAUGGAAGCACUGGUUCGCCGUCAUGUUCCAUGUUUGAAGAAUGUGUUGCUCCUCUUGUUGAUGGUUUGUUUCAAGGAUAUAAUGCUACUGUUCUCGCAUACGGUCAGACAGGUUCUGGGAAAACAUACACUAUGGGGACAGGCUUCAGAGAAGGUUUCCAAACAGGAAUAAUACCCCAAGUUAUGAAUGUUUUGUUUAACAAAAUUGAGACCUUAAAGCACCAGACUGAAUUUCAGUUGCAUGUCUCCUUUAUCGAGAUUCUUAAAGAAGAAGUAAGAGACUUGAUGGAUCUCUCCUCCAUGAGCAAACCAGAAACUGCAAAUGGACAUGCAGGAAAAAUUACCUCACACGGGAAGCCACCGAUACAAAUUCGUGAGACAUCAAAUGGUGUCAUAACUCUUGCAGGAUCAACUGAAGUCAGUGUAACAACAUUGAAAGAAAUGGCUGCUUGCCUGGAACAGGGAUCCUUGAGCAGAGCAACUGGGAGCACAAAUAUGAACAACCAAUCCAGUCGAUCUCAUGCCAUCUUCACCAUCACAUUAGAGCAAAUGAAGAAACUCAAUGUUCCUAAUGGCGGCUGUUUAAAUGAAACCACGAAUGAAGAGUAUCUUUGUGCCAAGUUGCACUUAGUAGAUCUUGCUGGAUCAGAACGAGCUAAAAGAACAGGGUCUGAUGGUCUGCGCUUUAAGGAAGGAGUUCACAUUAACAAAGGCCUUCUUGCACUUGGUAAUGUUAUAAGUGCACUUGGUGAUGAAAAGAAGCGAAAGGAAGGAGUUCAUGUUCCAUAUAGGGAUAGUAAACUUACCAGGCUUUUGCAGGAUUCACUUGGAGGUAACAGCAGAACUGUCAUGAUAGCCUGCAUAAGUCCUGCUGAUAUUAAUGCUGAGGAAACCCUGAAUACUUUGAAGUAUGCAAAUCGUGCACGCAAUAUCCAAAAUAAGCCUGUAAUCAAUAGAGACCCCAUGUCCAGUGAGAUGCUAAAAAUGCGACAUCAACUGGAGUGUUUGCAGGCAGAACUUUGUGCACGUGCUGGUGGCUCUACUGAGGAAGUUCAGGUCCUUAAGGAAAGGAUUGCUUGGCUUGAAGCUGCUAAUGAAGAUCUAUGUCGUGAACUUCAUGAUCACCGGAGUAGAUGCUCUGUUGUAGAACAAAGUGAAAAGGAUGCUUAUGGUGCCAGCCCAUGCAUUAUGAAGGUAGAUGGGCUGAAGAGGAGCUUACCUAUGACAGCGGCUGAUUAUCCAAUGAGUGAAACAGCAGCAGGUGAUUCACGGGAAAUUGAAGAAGUAGAAAAAGAGUGGGAGCACACACUUCUGCAAAAUAGUAUGGAUAGGGAGUUAAAUGAAUUGAAUAAACGCUUGGAGCAGAAAGAGUCUGAGAUGAAGCUUUUUGGAGUAUCUGAUGCUGAAGUACUCAAGCAUCACUUUGGAAGGAAGAUAAUGGAACUGGAGGAUGAGAAGAAAACAGUGCAGCGAGAGAGAGAUUGUCUAUUGGCUGAAGUUGAAAAUCUUGCUGCCAAUUCUGAUGGACAAACACAGAAAUUAGAGGAUAUCCAUGCCCAAAAACUGAAAGAACUUGAAGUACAGAUUCUGGAUCUAAAGAGGAAGCAAGAGAGCCAGGUUCAGCUUCUGAAGCAAAAGCAAAAAAGUGAUGAAGCAGCAAAGAGACUGCAAGAUGAAAUACAGUCUAUGAAGGCGCAAAAGGUUCAAUUGCAGCAAAGAAUGAAACAAGAAGCAGAACAGUUUCGGCAAUGGAAGGCUUCUAGAGAGAAAGAGCUGUUGCAAUUAAAGAAGGAGGGAAGAAGAAAUGAGUAUGAGAAGCACAAGCUUCAGGCUUUAAAUCAGCGCCAGAAAAUGGUCCUUCAGAGAAAAACUGAAGAAGCUGCAAUGGCAACCAAGAGGUUAAAAGAGUUGUUGGAAGCUCGUAAAAAUUCCAGCCGAGACGCUUCAGUUAUAAUUAAUGGAAGUGGAACAAAUGGGCAGGGCAACGAGAAAUCCUUACAAAGGUGGCUAGAUCAUGAACUGGAAGUCAUGGUAAAAGAGCAUGAAGUUCGUUUUGAGUAUGAGAAACAAAGCGAAGUGCGAGCUGCCCUUGCAGAGGAAUUGGCCCUGCUAAAGCAAGUAAAUGAGUUUGCUGCUAAGGGUCUUAGUCCUCCAAAGGGAAAGAAUGGUUUUGCCAGGGCAUCCUCCAUGUCACUAAAUGCAAGAAUGGCCAGAAUAGCUUCACUCGAGAACAUGUUGAGCAUAUCAUCUAAUUCCCUUGUGGCAAUGGCUUCUCAACUUUCCGAGGCAGAAGAACGAGAACGGGCAUUCACUAAUCGUGGACGCUGGAAUCAGUUGCGCUCUAUGGGAGAAGCCAAGAGUUUACUUCAGUAUAUGUUUAAUUCUGUUGCAGACUCUAGGUGCCAACUCUGGGAGAAGGACAUGGAGAUCAGAGAAAUGAAAGAUCAAAUCAAAGAACUUGUCGGACUAUUAAGGCAGAGUGAGAUGAAGAGAAAGGAAGCUGAGAAGGAGAUGAAAGUGAGAGAGCAAGCAGUUACAACCACAUUGUCUACACCAGCUUCUGUAAACACUCCAAAUUCAUUGAAAGAAUAUGCUGAAAUGCCCUUAUCUCCCGUGUCUCUACCUGUACCAAAACAGCUAAAAUAUACUCCAGGCGUUGCUAAUGGCUUAACGAGGGAAUCGGCAGCAUUUGUAGAUCAGGGUAGAAAGAUGAUACCCAUGGGGCAGCUGUCAAUGAAAAAACUAGCAAUGGUAGGACAAGCUUCUGGCAAGUUAUGGAGAUGGAAAAGAAGUCAUCAUCAGUGGCUACUACAAUUCAAGUGGAAGUGGCAGAAACCAUGGAAACUUUCAGAAUUGAUCCGACACAGUGAUGAGACAAUCAUGAGAGCAAAGCCACGCUCACAGGCUUUGCGACACAUCAUGUGAUCAACCCAGCUUCCAUAGCUUUGUAAUUUUUGACCCACAAGAAUUAUCCUGGAGUCCUAGACACAUGGCAUUGGAAAUAAGAGGUGCAGUGUAAUAUAAGUGUUGCUAGAAAAGUAGAUUCCUAUCAGCCUUAAAUAAUGCUGCCCAGAUGAUGGAAUUUUUGCCAAAAUCACUGUAUAUGGAGCAUCUUAGGUGUGUUGCCACGUAAUGUUUGGACAGGGUUACUGGUCCCAUAACCUCACGCAAUGAAAUUCCAGCCCAGAAUUUAAAGCAAUCAAUGCUGAAUUGUGAAUUUAUGUCUGUUUCAGAGAUGUACAUGUUUGUAAGUACUGAUUUGUCACUCAGACCAUGGGGGGAAAACAUCAUGAAUCAAACACAUGACUCAAUAAAUGAUAAUGUACUGUGCAAGAUGAUGAAUGCCCGUGAAAUUUCAAAGCUCUAGACGCUCUUCUGUGUAAAAGUUGCCAGGUUUUUUUGGACGAUCUCUCAUGUUUUUCUUUUUAGUUUUGGACAAAGUGUUUGUUGUUUUGGGGUCUAAACUGUAUAGAUUUGUAAUAAUCACAUGACAGAUCACUGUUAGUACUCGUGAGUGAGGAAAUUUUAGGCUUAUUUCUCCAGUUAAUACCGUUGGUUUAAGACCCAAAAGUCUGCCCGCGAUAUAUAGAAAUGUUGACU
Messenger RNA from Lotus japonicus, 3995 nucleotides. Its product is annotated as kinesin-like protein KIN-4A. The coding region runs from base 240 to 3320 and encodes 1026 amino acids. Gene Ontology annotation, biological process: microtubule-based movement; mitotic spindle organization. Lineage: Eukaryota; Viridiplantae; Streptophyta; Magnoliopsida; Fabales; Fabaceae. Gene Ontology annotation, molecular function: ATP binding; microtubule binding; microtubule motor activity. The record is from RefSeq and is a predicted model, not a curated record. The transcript has 27 exons.